GGGAGGAGCGCCUUACAGAGCUGUAUACCAGAAUCUAAGAAAGCGUCCAUCCGCAAAUGGAAUGUAAAAUCAAAGAGCAGACAUAAGCAAGAAACGUAUGUGAGAUGAGAGUUUGCUUCUUCUGUGGCUUACUUCGUCCUCUUCUGCUCGAGCGGCACAUAGGUUGGAAGCGACACACUCUCUUCCGCUUCUUUUUAAGUGUCCCAUAUCGUUAUCCAAGGUCUUGGCCACACUGCAACAUUGCCCAAAGCCUCACUUCAACCUUCAGCUUUCCCUGGGGGUUUGUAAUGGAGCUAUCCCCUCAGACUGAGACCCUUGCAGUGACUGAACAAGAUGAGAUGGAAGAACAGCAUGGCACCAUACACCAAAAAGAAACAGUGACAAUGGAUUCUAUGCAGCAAGUUGAGACAAAAAAGAAAAAACAAACAAAAGAAAAGAGACAAAAGGCAAACAAUUCUGAAGUGCCUGAGAAAUUAUUAACUGAGCUUCCAUUUGCAAAUGUGGAUAUCGGAGCCUUGUUUGAUAUUACAAGAAAGUCUGAAAAGACAGUAAAAAAGAAAAGGAAAAGAAAACUACUUUUGGAAGAUGAAGAUGAUGACACAAGUAAAAAGAAAACAAGAGCCAAUUAUUUUAUAUCCAUUCCCAUUUCAAACCCUAAGAUUCUUCAGGACAUUCAGACUUUUCAGAAUGCUGUUUUAGAGAAAGAUGAAAGACUUUCCAAGGUUAUGAUUCCAAAGGGCUCAUUCCAUAUUACACUUUUUGUGAUGCAUUUAGCUACAGAAGAGGAGACUAACUUGGCCAUCUCAGCACUUUUAGAUUGUAAAGAGCCAGUUGGAGAAAUCCUACAGGAAAAAACAUUGAUAUUCGGUUUUGACGGAGUGUCUGAUUUUAAAAACCAGGUGGUGUAUGGGAAGAUAAUAGAGAAUGACUCUGUUUCUACUCUUAAAGAAAUGACUGACACACUGGUGAAGAUUUUUAAAGAAAAGGGGCUCUCUCCUAUGGGUUUAAAGAGUUUUGUUCCUCAUUUAACCUUCAUGAAGCUAUCAAGGGCACCAAAGCUUCGUAAACAGGGGCUGAAAAAAAUUGACCCUGGCCUCUAUGAGAGCUUCAAUUAUCAUAACUUUGGAGAUGAAGUAUUUCAUCAAAUUGAUCUGUGCUCUAUGGUAAAGAAAAGACAACCGAAUGGCUAUUAUCACACUGAAGCAACAAUUUAUUUUGGCUCUACAGGUAAUCUGCAGUCGGCAUUGACUCAAUCUGAUGGUGAUCAACCUUUGGAACCAUAUGAGGAACCAGUAUCGGAAAAUCACCCUACAUCUGUACCCUUUUCAGAACAUGCAAAUAGAGAUAUUGUAAUUCAAAAUGAUUUGUCAACUAGCAUUUUAACUAAUGCAGAUAACAGUGACAGAGCUCCUUUCAUUAUUCCUGGGGAGUGCAGUCUCACUGAAUACCCAGAGUGCCUUAGAAAAAAGGACGUAAAUGAUGAGUCUAAAAUGUUCACUUCCAACGAUCACGGAAAUACCCUUGAAGCAGAGAAUAGAGACUUUGGACAGGAUGGGUCAAAAGAACAAGAUGAACAUUUUGAAUCUGCCACUUCUAAAUUUAGUGCUGCUUUUGUUGACCAACCAAGUAUUUCUUCACCAACACCAGUUGUAAACUUAGCCAUAUCUGAUAAUUUUCAACAAAAACCAGAUAGAGAUUGCACAGUAUCAGAUAUCAAAAGACAAACGCCAGUGAAAGAUCUGCCUGAACCAGCUCAUCCAACCAUUGAAGGGCAAGGCUAUGUUUCCCAAACAGAAAGUGUUCAGCAAAACUCUCAGCCAACACAUUUGCACAAUCAAGCACAACUUUCAAGUCAUGCAUCAAUUGCUGAUCUUGUCUAUCUACAAAGGCAAAGCAUGCUUGCUGAACAAGAGCAUUGGGAGCGUAAUGAGCAAAAUAUGUGUCUUCUUCUUGAAAGGCUAACAUCAAUACAAGAACAGCAAAAGUACACAAAUGUAAGUUUGAUGGGCAUAAGUAGUGAGUUAUCAUUUAUAGGCAAACAGCUGAGCAUGAUAGCACAACAUUUUCAACUGACUGCAGGUGUCUCCACAAUGUGUCAUCCAGUUCAAAGUAACCCUGGAUUAUAUAACACAGAAGAGAAGAUAGAACAGUCUUCAGCAAAAGAGGACUCGACUGAAGAUGAAAAUAUAUCUCAAGAUUGUGUAAAGGACAUUUCUGACAAGUAAUUUUUUUUUUUUUUAAGUGAAAAUCAUUUUUAUUGCCUUUGUAUCAUUAAUUUACAAUAUUUAUUUUACCUAUUGACAAGAACUUUUGUGUGUGUUUGUGUGUAUAUAUCUGUGUGUGUGUGUGUAUGUAUAUAUAUAUAUAUAUAUAUAUAUAUGUGUGUGUGUUUGUGUGUGUGUGUAUAUAUAUAUAUAUAUAUAUAUAUAUAUAUAUAUAAUGUACUGUAUGUAUAAAUAUAUGCAAACAAUUGAUGGCUACAGUCUGUACAACUGUACUACUUCACCCCUCCUUAUUUUAAGAUACCCAACAUUUUCAGAUACAGGCAAAGAAAGUUCAACCUUCUAUGAAAUGUGGUAACUGUGAAUCUUCUGCUGUUUUUUUCUGAUUGUUUUUUUAUAUAUUUUUAUAUAUAAUCAAUUUACACUAAAUUAUAGAAAGGUAAUUGUUGCUGAUUUCUUUAGGAAAGUACAAGCUUUAAAGACCAGGUCACAGCAUCCCAAAUAUUUUUACACUUUCAAACCUCUUAAUCCUUGGGAGACAGUAUUGGGCAUGUAGAAUUGAUUGUAACACAUUUGAUGUACCAGAUAAAGGGCCAGAUUACAAGUGGAGCACUAAUUACUGCUCCCACUCGAGAGUUAAUUGCGCUAGAAGUAACCUUUUCGCGCUCGUCAGGCUGUGCUCGUAUUAUGAGUUGAAAGUAAACCGUUUUCUCUCUCACACUAACAUGACAAGCGCAAAAAGCUGAACUUACAAUAUCGCGUGCACGUUUACGUGUUCCCCAUAGAAGUCAAUGGAGAAAAAAAAACUAAAACCACACUUGCGCAAAGACGAUCGCAUAUUCUCAUGUGCGCUAACCAGACAUGAAAAUAUGAAUAUUUCACAUCCCAAUGUUCUUUACAAAGAAGAAUAUGUUCUAUUUAUUUAUAAAUACAUACUUCUACGUAUAUCUGAUGCUAUUUUGGUACAAUCUAUACCUAAAUAUAUAUAUAUAUAUAUAUAUAUAUAUAUAUAUAUAUACAGUAUAUAUAUUUUAAAAUACAUAGAACAUAUUCUGCUAUGUACAGAACAUUGGAAUGUGACAUUUUUACAGUAAAUAUAGUUAAAAUCUUUAUUAAAAAUUAAUAUCACCUAAAUAUGUUUUUUCAUCUAUAUAUAUAUAUAUAGACAAGUCCCCGUAAACACUGAACAUUUUGCUUUACUGCUGAGUAACUGGUAUACAGUAUUUACAAUCUAUCACAAUGCAAGGGAUACUGCACACGCCAUUACUGAAAAGCCUGCACCUACACUGACAGGACACUUAAAAGGACGCUGAACCCAAAUUUGUUAAUUUGUAAUUCAGAAAGAGCAUGCAAUUUUAAGCAACUUUCUAAUUUACUCCUAUUAUCAAUUUUUCUUCGUUCUCUUGCUAUCAUUAUUUGAAAAAGAAGGCAUCAAAGCUUUUUUUUUGGUUUCAGUACUCUGGACAGCACUUUUUUUAUUGGUGGAUGAAUUUAUCCACCAAUCAGCAAGGACAACCCAGGUUGUUCACCAAAAAUGGGCUGGCAUCUAAACUUACAUUCUUGCAUUUCAAAUAAAGAUACCAAGAGAAUGAAGAAAAUUUGAUAAUAGGAGUAAAUUCGAAAUUUGCUUAAAAUUUCAUGCUCAAUCUGAAUCACGAAAUUAAAUUUUUGGGUACAGUGUCCCUUUAACGUUUUGACUCAAACGGCAUGCACUAAUGACAAAGGCACCAAAGCACAGACCCUAAUAUUGGUACUUCCCAUGAUGUCCCUUGUACAUACACUAGUUGUCAGUUAUACACGUAAUGAGACCGCAUUGUACAGUCUUAUCGGCCCAUUGCGCAUGCGCAAAAAAACGUAGCGUGUACAGCCGAGAAAUAACUGAGAACUUGAAUACCAUGAAGAUCCUUGUGACGAAAUAGGGAAGGGGGCAGGGGGACAUUUUAAAGAGGCAGAAAAAGUAAGUGGUAUUACUUAUAAAAGAUUUAUGUGACAAAUAUGGCUAUAGUGGAAAAUAUUAAGCGUUUGGAACUUUAUAGGAUGGACUUAUGAAGCUUUUUGGGUUGACUGUCCCUUUAACUGCAAAGGGCUCCAAUGCACUUCUAUAUAUGUAUACAUAUGUAUUUGUGUUUAUAUUUGUAUAUAUGUAUGUAAAUAUAUAUAUAUACACAUAAAAAUACAUAAUACAUAUGUAUAUACAGUAUAUAUAUAUAUAUAUAUAUAUAUAUAUAUAUAUAUAUAUAUAUAUAUAUACAUACAUACACAUCUUUAGAGAUGUAUAUGUAUAUAUCUCAAUGUUCCUUUGUCUGCCUUUUUUUUCUAACAUCUGAGAUAACAAAUCUUUGAGCCCUUAUAACUUUUGUGUGCAAUAUUUUUUUUAAAUAUGUUAUGUGUUGUGUUAUUAUGAGUGUAUUUUUGAUGUGUUUUGUGACACUUUUUAGUUUUGCCAAACAGUUAAACAGAGCUCUAAAGUUGCCGUAAUUAUUCUAGCAUAAAUCGCGAUUGUGCUCAAGCGACCGCUUUUACUUUCAACUCGUAAUAAGAGCAGUAAGCCCGACAAGCGCAAACCCCCACGAUGAACCCCUUAUCGCUCAAGCACAAACGUUUGCGCUUAACUUGUAAUUAUGUCCAAAAUCAGUGUUUACAUUUACAAAAGUUUUCUAUUUAGUAAAUACAUUUUUCAAGAUUUGUAUGUGAAGAACAUAAAGCCUCCUAUUAAGGAAUGAAAGCCUCAUUGUUUUGAAAGAUUGGUUGGUGCAACCAAUGAAGGGCUUCACUGUUUCAUUUAAGAGAACUUUGGUGUGUUUUCAGUGCUAUGCUGGUGCUUUUUUUUCUGUAUUUUCUACCAAUAGCAGUAACUGAAGUGGCUAUUAUAUUAUGUGAUGUUGUUUUCUUUACUAGUUGUAUUGUAUAAAGAGGAAAUAAAAUAAAUUAAAAGAUACAAUAUAAAUUCACGAGGAAUACCUUAAAAGCACCAUUAAACAUGCAUUUUCUUCUUUCGAA
Messenger RNA from Bombina bombina (fire-bellied toad), 5222 nucleotides. RefSeq lists its product as uncharacterized. The transcript has 11 exons. Lineage: Eukaryota; Metazoa; Chordata; Amphibia; Anura; Bombinatoridae. Gene Ontology annotation, molecular function: protein kinase A regulatory subunit binding. The coding region runs from base 105 to 2225 and encodes 706 amino acids. The record is from RefSeq and is a predicted model, not a curated record. Gene Ontology annotation, cellular component: cytosol.